AUUUAUCAAGUCACUCGCGCCAUAUGUGCUUUAUAAUGCGAGAUAUAAAAUAAAGUAAGCUUUCGUUAAAGUUCUGCAAUAAUGGUAGAAUAUUUGUUUGUUGUUACUCGCGAUAGAGGCAAACGAAGAGCUACGAAUAAACAGGAAGAUUAACCCUUUGCUCUCGACUGUCCUCUCCGAGGGGACCAUUGUUAAACUAGCAAACAACUCGGAUGUUCCCUUUAAUGGGACACAAAGAGAUUUUUGGUGAUUAUUUGGCGCUAAAUUAACGCAAAUCAGGAAUUUUUAAAAAAUAUACGUUUUCUCGAAAUCUCGCCGUCGCAUUGUACGAAGAAAUAAAUAAAGAAAUGAAAAAUAUGCCGAGGGCAAAGGUUUAAAAAAUAAUAACACAAACGGGGGAUGCGUUGCAAGCGUUCCGCUCGCAGCUCGCGUCUCGAACUUUCGAGAACGCGGUCAGCGCGUGAGUUUCGAACCACGAAGACGGUCGCCUGUAACGCGCCGUGGGACGUUUGCGCAAUAAAGUUCGCCGUGUUAAGAUACCGGAGGCAGAGACGCGUAAAAGUGGUCGGUUCGCAGCGUCGAUUUACACGCGUCGCGGGCGCAGCCUUGCGAGGCGCCGCGGCGUCGACCUUGUCGAACAGAGACGCUCGGAAUUGUUCGAGACGAUCGUAAAAAUCUCACUGACGGCCAACGAAAUUUCGAAGUUGCUUUCGUCUUUUCUCUUACGAGUCUCGCGCGCUUCAGCGAUAAGAUUCGUCUCUUGUUCUCUCUCACUGGUUGCAGUGGAACUAUAUUUAGCAAAACGAAUCCGGAGAGAAAGCAGUUAAUCGAGUAAUCCUGAUAACAGAGAUGCGCUAGCUAUUUCUUCUUCUUAUGAUUAAUUCAAUUCAUUUCGUUCGUUUAUCUACGAGUAAUAAUCCUUUGAUAUCGAAUGCAAACACAAGAGAAUAAACAGAAUAGAAUUACAUACAGCAGCGGACAAUGGGCGAAAGUUUAUCGAUGCAGAUCUCGGGCGACCGGUAUCCUGUACGCUGCAAAGUACUCAUCGAGAAACCGAUUCAACGCGGAUUGCAGCGCCGAGCUGAGACACGAGAUCGCUUUGCUGUCGCUCUGCUCGCAAUCGCAUCGCGUCAUUCGACUUCACGAUGUCUACGAGACGCCCAAAGAAAUUAUCCUCGUAAUGGAAUACGCCCCUGGUGGCGAUCUGCAGACGCUCAUCGACGGCGAUUUGGUGCCCCUCGAAGGUGACGUGGUACACUUUGUGAGGCAGCUAGUAGAAGGACUCGCCUACCUCCACCAGAGAAAUAUCGCCCAUUUGGACAUCAAGCCGCAAAAUUUGGUAAUGAUGGGCAGCUUCCCCGAAUGCGAGGUGAAGCUCUGCGACUUCGAGAUCUCGAGAGUGAUAUUAGAGGGGACGGAGGUCCGAGAAAUCCUCGGCACACCGGAUUACGUGGCUCCUGAAAUUCUCCACUACGAGCCGAUCACGUUAGCCGCCGAUAUGUGGUCCGUGGGUGUAACGACAUACGUUCUUUUAACCGGAUUUUCUCCAUUCGGCGGUGAAACCGAUCAAGAAACGUUUCAAAACAUCUCUCUAGGCGAAGUAGAUUUUCCCGAAGAAUUGUUCGGCGACAUCUCGGCGCAGGCGAAAGAUUUCGUCGCGAAGCUUUUGGUGCUGGACCCGAGUGCACGAAUGACCGCGAAACAAUGCCUGCGUCACGAUUGGCUACGCGGCGCGCCCACGCAGGCGUCGCCACAUCUCCGAAGAUACCUGUCGAAGUCGAGAGAAGUGCUUCUGGAGCGGGUUGUCAGUCGCGAAAACCUGCGAAGAGCGGCGCUUUUGAGCCAGGCGAGCAGUCAGGCGAAUCUAUCGAGCGACGUUCAGGACGCGAAUCAUUCCGAUCAGAGCUUGCAAGACUGUUUGCUAAGUCAAAGCGAGAUGUGCCUGAGUCACCGUCUCACAGGAAGCCGAUCUAGUCUCGAGGGUAGCGAAGAUUUCCCAAGUCCAGCCGAUUCUCGAACGAGUCUCAACUCUUCCAGAACGAAUCUUAGCUGCACCAGCCAGAGUUGCUUGCUGAACAAAGAACAGACCCAGGGUUUGCUCAGUCGAGCGCAAAGUCGGUCACAGGCGAACUUAAAUCACGGUCUUAGUCGAGGACUUUUGUCUAGAAUACGAAGCCUAAAUCGAAUCCAGUCACAGGCGUGUUUGCUCAAUGAAAACUCUUCCGCAACCUCGGCUUCUUUACAACCGCGGAUGGCGAUAAAUCCUGUGAUGAACAAGUCGCGGGAGAAACUGUACGGGCUGAGAUCGUUGUCCAAGUCUCAAGGAGUUUUGGACAUCUACAGAAGCCUCGAGUGUCUUAGACGGAGAAGGAAGAGCUACCAACGAGCCAAAACGGAGGACGUGGUACCCAUUUUCAAACGAUUAGGUGCUGAAAUCGAUACGUCCAACGUAUCGGACACGUCGAUCGAAACCACGUGCGACACUGCAGAACACCGAUCCCACGACGAUGUUUCCAGUUCAACGGAGACGAAAAAACAUUUGGAUGGAGAGAGCAAAGAAUCUUCGCAGAAGAUCGCGACAGAAUCAGAAGUCAUGGUGCGAGUUAACAAUCGAUCGAGAAAAACCGAGCUGCAAGAAGAAGUCGUCAAAGAUCUGCAAGCAUCGAGGGAACAAGCUUUCGAGUCUGAAGAGAAUUUCGAUUCGUUGAAGUCGAUCGAAUCGGAUACGUUGACCGAAGAUUCGGACGAAACACCGGUGAAUCGCGAUAACGAAUCGAAUCUGGUGGCCGGAAAACGACCCUGUCAACGACAACAUUCCGACGUUUCCAGUCACUCCAACAAUUCCGGCACGUCGGACGACAAAGAGGACCGAUCGACCGAGUCCGAAAAUGAGGAGCCAAAGUACACCGUGGCGCAGCUCGUAUCCGCGUUUAACAAGCACCAGGAAGUCGCCUCGAGGUCGAGUUUGGAAGCGAUAAUGACCGAGAAAAGAGUGAACGAAGUCACUUUUCCUACCGGCACAAAAGCUCUGAGGUUAUUCAUUCCGGAUAUCAACAUCAGCGAAAGCAAGAUCGUUAGACGGAAAACGAGUUACAAGCCGCGGAAGAAUUGGGAGGAGUUGAGAAAGAAAAGCGAGAAAGACGAGGGAAUAUUGAAGAACUUCGUCGAUUCGGGUAACGAGGACGAAAACGAGGAUAACGAGGUUGCUUCCGAUUCUAAAAACGAUAGGAAACCGAAUAGCAAAACUGUGGAGGAUCGAAAGGACAAAGAGCAGGUUGAAUCGUCUUCCGAACAGUGGUCUAGUCCAUCGUCGAUUGGUAUCAACGAAGACUAUAUCUUCGAAGAAGCUACGGUUCAAGACAAUGUCGAUACAACAAUAGACGAAAAAUACAAGCAAUGCGUGAAGGGAGCCAGGUCGAUCACGAUGGAACAAUUGAGCGACAAAACUCAGAGGACGAUCGCUAAUCCUCGUCAGAAAGAAAGGCUACCAAAUUAUAUCUACCCAGAAGUCGCGUGCCAUAUCAAAGACGAUUCUCAGGACUCGACUAGGAAAACAACUUCUGUAUCCGUGAACGGUAAAACGAAUUCGAAGGUGCAAAAAUCGGAUCGAACGAAACCGCUGUACAAUACAGAGUGCGCGAACGUGAAUUUGAAAGACAUCUUGCAACGGGUAGACAGCUUUCAGAAUAAUCCGAGGGAGAACUUGGAAAAUUUAAGAAAAAGGACGUCCAUCGCGAAGGUAAUCUUGAACGACAAUCAGGAUAAAAACGAGGGAGAAAAUAGAUCGAGUACUCGAGCUCGAAGCGAGCCACCUUUGAAUUUGAGUCCCAAGGAGGAGGAUCAUAAGAUGAAAUUGGUUGUACCACCGUCUUUCGCGAGAUCCUCGUCUUUGUCCAGCGAAAGCAGUUGCCCUACUCCUUCUAGCGUGCACUCGGAUGCGAACACUUCUUGGGAAGACGUUCAACGUGGUACAGCAGGAUCUAACGCGUCCUUGGAGAAAGAAGAUCCCAGCAAAAUCCAGAGAAGGCACGAGAUUCAGAGAACUUCGAGCGAGGGAAGGAACAAGCAGUGCGCAGAUGACAAAAGGCUUUGGGGUAGAGUUUGUACGGGUUCUUACAGCAGAGCAAUGGAGAAGUUUAGCAAAAACAAUGACGCGAACAAGAAACCUAUUAACCAACUAAACGGAUCGCAACAAAAUGGAAAGAUUAGGAGGAAAAGCAGUCCUGCCAUGCCCCAAUACAUCAACCCGUAGAAAUACACUUCCCUUCCACGAAGACUGAUUAUAGAACUUGGCCUUGCUCGAUAUUACGGUGACUCAAGCCGGAAGAUCGAACAGCUGAACACUUCUUUUCGCGAACUCUUUGACCGAGUUCGUUUGACAGAAACGAGACAAUCGAUUUAACGAUCUUCAAGCCUUGGCAAACGUUGGUGAAACAAUACCGUAAGACUUAACUAAGUAACGUAGCUACGUUGGUCAUGUUCGAGUGGACCAAACCGGCGGAUAAAUAAUCUACAAGCGUGUGUCAUCAAAUAGUCGAACGACAAACCUGUCAUUAACAUCCCAUCUGGGCGUCGUGUGGUCAAACAAGGCGAUCGAACGUGAUUGAUCGUCAUAGCCUUAUCCUUGACUUAAUCUCCAUAUCGAGCGACCUUCGAGAACUACUUUUUUCGAAGUGCGUAGUAUCGAUGGACACGUGGGUACCAAGAAAACGAAGCAACUAAUUUCGUCUGGAAAUAUGGUACCGAUAAAAACGAGAGGAAAGGAAACAUCGAUAAUGUCUUCUUGUAGCUUAACUCACAUUGCGAGGAACGUUGCGACAAUGUACGGCGUGCGAGAAACGCGAAUCUUGCGUUCAAAGAAAUUGCUCACUCACGAGAGAUUAUCUUUUUACGAUACAUCUUUGCCUCUACUAAUUAUCUCUGUUACCUCUGUUGCCCAUCGAAGCUUUAGAUAGUAGCAAUCAGGAUUCAAUUGGUGCGCCGAAAAUAAUAACUCAAUUAUAUCGUAGUAGCUAGCGUCUUCUUAAAGCCGGUCUAAUAGGGUAUUUCAUUUAGAUUCUAAACGACUUGUUCAAUUUUGUAUCGAAGAUAUCGCAAUAAAGAUUCCUUGCCGUUAAA
This is a messenger RNA of Bombus terrestris (buff-tailed bumblebee), 5118 nucleotides long. RefSeq names its product probable serine/threonine-protein kinase MARK-A. The record is from RefSeq and is a predicted model, not a curated record. Gene Ontology annotation, cellular component: nucleus. The coding region runs from base 932 to 4252 and encodes 1106 amino acids. Gene Ontology annotation, molecular function: protein serine/threonine kinase activity; ATP binding. The transcript is spliced from 7 exons. Gene Ontology annotation, biological process: intracellular signal transduction; protein phosphorylation; positive regulation of apoptotic process. NCBI's taxonomy places the organism in Eukaryota, Metazoa, Arthropoda, Insecta, Hymenoptera, Apidae.